Molecule: messenger RNA, 1320 nt
Organism: Panicum virgatum (switchgrass)
Lineage: Eukaryota; Viridiplantae; Streptophyta; Magnoliopsida; Poales; Poaceae
Product: ADP-ribosylation factor-related protein 1-like
Exons: 7
Coding region: 265-876 (203 amino acids)
Biological process (GO): intracellular protein transport; Golgi to plasma membrane protein transport; protein localization to organelle
Cellular component (GO): Golgi apparatus
Molecular function (GO): GTPase activity; GTP binding
Source: RefSeq, a predicted model, not a curated record
GGGCUCCCGUUGGCACGGCUCGGCUCGCCACCGCCCUCCUCCGUCCCCGCGAACACGGCGCGACCUCGAUCCAGAUCCAUCCACCUGCACGCGUCGGCGAAAAGCCCCCCUUCCCCUGGACGCCACUGCCGUGGAAUCGGGUCGAUCGCUUCGUUCCUGGGUAAGCAAGCUCUAGCUUCCUCGGACCGACCGCUUGGCCUGUUCCUGUGGAAUUCUUCUUUGCCGCGGUGGGCAGCUGAUUGAGGAGGACAGAACCAUACAGCGAUGUUCUCCUUGUUCUAUGGCCUAUGGAAUCAUGUCUUCAGCAAGACAGAGUUCCAUGUGCUUAUCCUUGGAGUUCAUAAGGCUGGGAAGACGACCUUGCUAGAAAAGUUGAAGUCGAUCUACCUGAAGGGAGAAGGUCUUCCGCAUGAUCGUAUUGUUCCAACAGUUGGUCUUAAUAUUGGGCGUAUUGAAGAUGCAAAUGUGAAGCUUGUCUUCUGGGACCUGGGAGGUCAGCCUGGCCUACGAACAAUAUGGGAGAAAUAUUAUGAGGAGGCACAUGCUGUGAUAUAUGUUAUCGACUCUUCUGCCGCUGCAUCAUUUGAGGAUGCCAAAUCUGCUCUUGAGAAAGUUCUCCACCAUGAAGAUCUGCAAGGAGCACCAAUACUCAUAUUUGCAAACAAGCAGGAUUCACCAGCAGCUGUCUCGGAGGAAGAAUUGGCUAGACAUCUGCAUCUUAAAGAGUUAGAUGAGAGGCCUUGCAUGUUCCAGCCUGGAUCUGCUUUUGAUGGGACAGGGAUCAAACAUGGUGUUGACUGGCUGGUAGAAGAAAUGGAGAGGAGUAAACGCACUGAGUUGCUGAGGAUGCGUACAGAAGCAGCUGGGAAGAUUUAACAGACUCAGGCUAUUACACAUGAUUUUCUACAGUUCAAAGCAUUUGAGGGGGAUGGCUCGUAUGGAUCAAUUGAGCCCCAUGUUCUCAAGUCAGACCCUCUCAAGUCAGACCCCAGAGUGCCCCCAGAAAAGAUUUCUUGGUUGUGCUGCUCUCGCAGUUUUGGAGUUGUAGGAUGACAGAGGUGACUCUUUGAGUUUCUUGACCUGCAUAGCACAUAAAAAUGUGUAUCUAAAGUCGUAGGGAUUCAUGUUCAUAUGAUUGUUGGUUUGGAUCUAUUGAAAGCGACAGAAUGGAGCAUAAAGAUUUGUACAUUCGUCAUGUUCUUCAAAAGAAAGAUGCAUCGUGAUUUCAAUCACGAGAUGUGUUUCCUUGUAAAACAUUCUGUCAUUUCAUUGUACAUUUUCAUAUGAAUCCUAAAGUUUCCUACGAAAUGUUACUUUUGC